Molecule: messenger RNA, 806 nt
Organism: Protobothrops mucrosquamatus (brown spotted pit viper)
Lineage: Eukaryota; Metazoa; Chordata; Lepidosauria; Squamata; Viperidae
Gene: RPL12
Product: ribosomal protein L12
Exons: 7
Coding region: 112-609 (165 amino acids)
Biological process (GO): translation
Cellular component (GO): ribosome; cytosolic large ribosomal subunit
Molecular function (GO): structural constituent of ribosome; large ribosomal subunit rRNA binding
Source: RefSeq, a predicted model, not a curated record
GCGGCAUCGCGUUUCCGAGGCCUUUCGAGUUUUCGACGCGGGUCCGGGUUCUUGUUUUGUGAAUCCGCCGCCAUCUGACUCGGACGUCGGCCGGACGUGACUGUAGCCAUCAUGCCGCCCAAGUUCGACCCCAACGAGAUCAAAGUCGUGUUCCUGAGAUGCACCGGAGGUGAAGUCGGGGCCACUUCUGCCCUGGCUCCCAAAAUCGGACCUUUGGGUUUGUCUCCAAAGAAGGUGGGAGAUGACAUUGCCAAGGCCACCGGCGACUGGAAGGGUCUGAGGAUCACCGUGAAGCUGACCAUUCAGAACAGGCAAGCACAGAUUGAGGUGGUCCCAUCAGCCUCUGCCCUGAUUAUCAAAGCUCUGAAGGAGCCGCCUCGUGAUCGCAAGAAGCAGAAGAACAUUAAACACAGUGGCAGUGUCAGCUUCGAUGAGAUCGUCAACAUUGCCCGGCAGAUGAGACAUCGGUCCUUGGCCCGGGAGCUCUCAGGCACUAUUAAGGAGAUCCUGGGAACUGCUCAGUCGGUUGGCUGCAGUAUUGAUGGGAGACACCCUCACGAUAUUAUUGACGACAUCAAUAGCGGGGCAGUUGAAUGCCCAGCGAACUAGGUCUGCCACCUGAACAGACUGCCUGCAACUUGGUUUUUCUAUCCUUCUGUAAAAAAAAAUGUAGUUUGUUUGGCUGCUGCCAUGAAAGAUGGGAUCUUCAUCACCUCUCUAACUUGGACUCUUUUAAGGUGUGAUUCCCUUAGGGUGCUGAAAGAGUUGUUGUACGCUUUUCAAAAAAUAAAAAGUGCACCAGGUUA